AUGUCGGACCGAUGGGAGAAGUGGCCAGCGGGCUUCAGCAGUUGGAGCAAUGAACAGUGGUCGAGCUGGCAUGCUGUCAGUGGCGCAUCUGGGAGUGGUGCUGCAAGUAGUGCUGUGCCAGCACCACCGCCACCGCCGCCGCCACAGGCGGCGGAUGAUGACAAGGAGGAGGAGGAAGAAGAAGAUGAAGCUGAGCAGACCCAUGGGCAGGGUCAGGGCGGCAAGAGCAAGAGGAAGAGAGCCAAGCGAAAUGGCCCCAAGACCAGGGGCGCCGGUCAGCGCGAUCGGGAAUGGUUCAGGCAGAAGGCGGAUCAUCAGCGGCGGGUCAAGGCGGAGGCUCAGCUGGAAGAGAUGAUCGAGAGGGAGUCCUUGAUGGUCGGCGAGACUUGGGCUGCGGAGGUGCUGCUGACGGAGAAAGAGCGUCAGCUUCAGCUUGCGACUGCCACCUCCGCGGAGCUCAGAGCCAAGUGCUCCCUCGAUGUGGCGCUGGCACGGAAGGAGCAGGUGCGCGUCUUGUGGAGCCAGUCGGAGGAGAAGGCCUACAAUCUGAACCUUCAGCUUCAGGCCGUUCAAAAGGCUAACUCCGAGAGACUGACGGACGUGACCGCUGCACGGGCUUCGCUGGAGAAGGCCCAGAACGACUUCCAGGACUACAAAGCUGACAAGGAGAUGAAGAUCCAGCGGCUGGAGAACCAGAUAUUUCUGGAACGGGUGGAGAAAAACCGGCUGGAAGAGGAGCUGGCACAAGCCAAGAAGGAUUUGACCAUGGGGAAGGCUGGCUUCAUCACCCAAGUGGCUUCCAAGGAGAAGACAAUCGCAUCUCUCAAGAAGGAGAAGGAUGCUUUGGCCGACCUCGUCUCUGAGUUUGAGCGGCAGUUUUCCAAGGCCAGUGCUAAGAGCCAGGGCAAGUAG
Molecule: messenger RNA, 912 nt
Organism: Symbiodinium sp. CCMP2592
Lineage: Eukaryota; Dinophyceae; Suessiales; Symbiodiniaceae
Source: the annotation of a GenBank genome assembly